Messenger RNA from Metarhizium album ARSEF 1941, 450 nucleotides. Its product is annotated as RNA-binding protein 8A. Gene Ontology annotation, biological process: RNA splicing. The record is from RefSeq and is a predicted model, not a curated record. Gene Ontology annotation, molecular function: mRNA binding. Bases 1 to 450 code for a protein of 149 amino acids. The transcript has 2 exons. Lineage: Eukaryota; Fungi; Ascomycota; Sordariomycetes; Hypocreales; Clavicipitaceae. Gene Ontology annotation, cellular component: cytoplasm; exon-exon junction complex; nucleus.
AUGGCCGACAUAGAAAUGGAGGUCGACCGACCUGUGUCGCCGCCGGCGCGUAACGAGUCCGAAAUGCAAACCCACACCAAGGCGACGGCUGUCCGAUCCAUAGAGGGCUGGAUCGUGAUCGUCACAAACGUCCACGAGGAGGCGGACGAGGAGGCGAUACACGACAAAUUCGGGGACUUUGGAGAGAUCAAGAACUUGCACCUGAACCUGGACCGACGAAGUGGCUACGUCAAGGGCUACGCAUUGAUCGAGUACGCUACCUUGGAGGAGGCGCGGGCCGCGAUUGACGGCGCCCAUGGGACGAAGCUGCUGGACCAGACCAUCUCGGUGGACUUUGCGUUCGUGCGGCCGCCGCCCGGCAAGGGUGGCAGGGGAGGCAGAGCGGGCGGUGGCGGCGGCGGGCGAAGACAACGAAGCCGCAGUAGGAGCCCGGCGGCGAAGGGCGAGUGA